Molecule: messenger RNA, 1572 nt
Organism: Temnothorax curvispinosus
Lineage: Eukaryota; Metazoa; Arthropoda; Insecta; Hymenoptera; Formicidae
Exons: 4
Coding region: 249-1193 (314 amino acids)
Biological process (GO): lipid transport
Molecular function (GO): lipid carrier activity
Source: RefSeq, a predicted model, not a curated record
CGGUUCAUUCACGCGCGUAAAUUCCGCGAUCGGUGAAUUCUCUAAAUUCGAAUUCGCACAAGAUUUGGUGAUAUUAUUUGCUAAAUGUGAUUCUAAACACAGAAGGAUGCCAAAUAGAGAACGGGUUUGGAUAAAUUGGAGCUGGCUAAUCGUAAGAAGAGGUCAGUAGUGCAGUUUAGCCACUCGUAUAAGAGCAGCCCGUACAUCAGUAACUCCAUUAAAGUAGAUCAACGUUGCACGGUGUCGCCAUGAACGUGGUAGUGAUACCGUUCUUUUUAGCCGCGCAUCUCACCGUGGACAAGCCAUGGGAACAUGGACCGGAAUACACAUUCCAAGUUGAGGUGAACUGCACGGCGAUUCCAGAGGAGGGUGUCUAUGGUAGCGUGCGGCUAAACUUGGUGUCAAAACUGAUCUGCCAGCCGAAGAGCGGUGACACGUUGAGCUGCCACUUCGAGGACUCCAAGGCGAGCAGCUUCCACGUGGAUAGUCUGGACCCGUUGGAACCGGUGGUGCCACCCGGCCCGAUAAAUCGGCAGCCAGCUUACGAGGUUAACGAGGAUCAGUUUGAGAUCAAGUUCAAUAAGCGGGGGUUGGAUGGUCUGGUGGUGAACGAGAAUAUUCAGCCGCGCGAGCUGGACAUGAUCCGCAUGAUCGUGGGCCAGUUGAGCAUAGGUGCCAUGUUCGAUGGCAUCGGAAGCGACAAUUCCUUCGACGUGAUGGAGAACUUCACUCAGGGCGAGUGUUACACCACCUUCAAAAUCGAUAAGAAGCCCGGGGGACGUUUGUUGUACGCGAAACCCAGCUAUGCGCUUAGGCCGGUCUUCGGCCUCAAGGACGGCAAGUUGGUGCAGAUACGGAAGGUCCGGAACCUGCAUAUGUGCGAGCAUAAAGUGCCAUAUUUCUUCGGCAGUGCCGAGAGCUUCAGGGAAGAGAGCGACAUUAUAUCUGAUAUUAGCUUGUCGGAUGGUCACAUCAUCAUAACAUCGACAGAAUUUGUAUCCGGUACAUCGAACGUGAUAACGACGAGUAAAAUAACUGAAGCAGUGGUAACGACUCUUUAUGAGAACGUACGGCUUAGGCUCGAAUCCAUUCAAGCUGCGGAGAGCGAACCGCCAGCUGUGAAAGAAGCUGAGCCCGCUAGUAUCUUCAUAGGCAGGUGGUUAAUCGACGAUUCGUCCGAGGAAGAUAACUAAAUAGUUUCACUGUCGGUGCUACAUAGUGCACGAACAAAUAACGAACGUUUGAUAUGAAAGGCGAAAUUAAGAAAUUCACUUGUCGCAAAGUGACUUAUUUUGAUUAUUUUUUCUUUUAUUAUCUAAAUUUCAAACGGUUAUGCAAUAAUGGAAUUGUGCAAUAUUACAUUUUCACGUUGAACAUAUUGCAAAUAUUUAUGUUGCGUGUGAAUGACAUCUGGGAUAAUUAUAAAUUAAAUUAUAUCGUACUAAUGUUGACAAUAAUUAAUAAGCAAAAGUCAUAACAUUGAAAUGUUGAAUUUUUAUAUGUGAGAAUAAAGCUUUAUUACUUGUAUAAUAUUGUAAGAACGGCAAGAAAUAAAAGUCUAUAUUAAAUUUA